Messenger RNA from Colletotrichum navitas, 1086 nucleotides. RefSeq names its product Intradiol ring-cleavage dioxygenase. Lineage: Eukaryota; Fungi; Ascomycota; Sordariomycetes; Glomerellales; Glomerellaceae. Bases 1 to 1086 code for a protein of 361 amino acids. Gene Ontology annotation, molecular function: oxidoreductase activity, acting on single donors with incorporation of molecular oxygen, incorporation of two atoms of oxygen; ferric iron binding. The transcript has a single exon. The record is from RefSeq and is a predicted model, not a curated record.
AUGACGCUCCGCUCUGUUCUCGCGGCGGCCUUGGCCGUCUCCCCCCUUCUGGGAUUCGUCGCCGCUCACGGCAACCACUCCCCCGAAGAGAUCGCUGCCGAGCUGGCCCUCCGCGACCUGGUGACUGUUCACGGCAAGCGCGCCCUCGACGCCUGCUCCGGCUCACCCGCCGCCCUGGCCCUCAAGCAGCGCGCCCUCGAGCGCCGCGCCGCGACCGCCCAGCAGCUGCGCGAGAAGCGUGGCCUCACCGGCCAGAAGAUGCACCAGAAGCGCGACAAGGCCGACUUCGAGGCCUGGGCCGCCAUCGACCACGAGUCCAUCGAGGGAUUCACCCUCGACACCGCCGUCGAGGACAUCUUUGGCUCCAACGCCACCUGCACCCUCGUCCCCGAGACCACCAUCGGCCCGUACUACGUCGAGGGCGAGCUCAUCCGCACCGACGCCACCGACGGCGAGCCCGGCGUGCCCGUCCAUCUGGACAUCCAGUUCAUCGACGUGGCCUCCUGCACCGCCGUCCCGGAGCAGCUCAUCGACCUCUGGGCCUGCAACGCCACGGGCGUGUACUCGGGCGUCGCGGCCGCCGGCCAGGGCGGCCUCAACACGACCUACGGCCGCGCCGUCCAGCAGACCGACGCCGACGGCGUCGUGCAGUUCGACACCAUCUUCCCCGGCCACUACGUCGGCCGCACCACGCACUUCCACAUCAUGUCCACCGACGGCGCCGAGAUCCUCCCCAACGGCACCUUCGAGGGCGGCGUCGCGCGCAACAUCGGCCAGCUCUUCUUCGACCAGAGCAUCAUCUCCGAGGUCGAGACCCUGGCCCCCUACAACACCAACACCCAGGCCCUCACGACCAACCUCGAGGACGGCAUCGCCGCGGACGAGGCCACCGCCGAGUACGACCCCUUCCUCAAGUACGUCAGGCUCGGCGAAGACCUCAACGACGGCCUCCUCAUGUGGAUCACCAUCGGCAUCAACACCACCGCCGACCACAACGACGAGGUCAGCGCCGCCGCUCACUACCACGAGGGCGGCGGUGUCGACCAGAGCAACGGCGGCGCCUUCCCCGGUGGCCCCACAUCCUAA